AUGCUGAAAAUGGCGGAGUCCUGUGCCGACACCUCAAAGCAGACUCGCUUCCACGAGAUGCACGUACAGAGGCACAACAACGUCAGCAUACUGUACGCUGACAUAGUCAACUUCACGCCUCUGUCUGAACGACUCAGCGCCUCCGACCUCGUGAAGACUUUGAACGAACUCUUUGGUAGAUUCGAUCAAAUCGCUCAGGAGAAUCAAUGUAUGAGGAUCAAGAUCCUAGGCGACUGUUACUAUUGCGUGUCGGGUUUGCCAGUAUCGAGACCGAAUCACGCAUACAACUGUGUGAACAUGGGAUUACAGAUGAUAGAUGCUAUACGUUUCGUCCGCGAGGCGACCGGCUUCAACGUGGACAUGAGGAUAGGGAUCCAUACAGGGAACGUGCUCUGUGGAGUGUUGGGGUUGAGGAAGUGGCAGUUCGAUGUGUGGAGCGAUGACGUCACACUCGCCAACCACAUGGAGUCCGGGGGUAUAGCCGGUCGUGUUCAUAUCACGAAAGCGACUAUGCUGCAGUUGGCGGGUAGGUUUGAAGUGGAACCAGGAGAUGGUGCCUCCAGGGAAGGAUACCUUGCCGAUCAUAAGGUGGAGACGUACCUUAUUGUACCACCUAAGAAACCUGGUGUUUCUGAGAACGGUCGUUUGUCAGUGUGUACUGUUGACCGUAAGGCGAGUAUUGUCUCGUCUAUAUACCCUGAUACUUCUCCGACCAAGCCUAAGGAUAUCAGCCCGGCACCAUCACAGAACAGCUUUAUUGAAACUGAAGUACAGCCCAGGGUUAUGAGGGCGGAGUCCAUGAGAAACCCUGGAGAUCUGAGCAGAAGAGCGUCAGUGAGAGUGGACGGUCCAAAGGCUGUUGCGUUUGAUAACAACAACACCGCGAACACGGACGGCGUUGGGAACGGAACUGUUGUUAGCAAACCGAAGAGUCGCAGUGGAUCUAUUAUAGGCGCCAUCAGCCCUAUAAUGGGUACAGAAUGUGAGACAGAAAGUGUACCCGUACUUCGUGAGACGGUACAACCGACGUUGUUUCAUCGGAUGUUGAGUACUAUAUCCGUGGAGUCACUAACGACUCCUGGAGUGCCUUCAAGGUCACGACCUUCAAGCAAGAUGACCAAAUACGUGGAGUGCUGGGGCGCGGACAAGCCUUUCGCUAACAUCACAGACUCUACAUUAGCUAAGAAUAUUGGAAUAUCCAGUUUAGCGAUGAUAGAACAACAUCUCCUGCCGCAGAGGACUUGUUGUGACUGCAGCGAUCAUUCAGACGGUCUUCACCGAGUGACGCUCGGGUUCAAGUGUAGUGAACAGGAGCGUCGCUACAGCGCUGAGCCCGACCACCAGUUCAAGUACUACGUGUCGUGUGCGGCCGCGCUGUUCAUACUGAUGGCAGCGCUGCAGCUGCUGACUGUACACAGGAGUGUGGUGAUAUACGCGUCCUUCGGGCCGACUCUACUAACGUUGUCAGUGUUUACGUUUCUGUGUUGGUGGGACGGAUCACAGCCUGACAGCUACGACAACUGCACCAAACCUGCUCAGGUGGUUUCAAACAACUGGUACAUCAGGCUGACCAUGUUCGUGGUAUCUGUCAUACUGAUCAGUACUUGUGCUGUUAUUAAUUUGUUCCAGGAGUUCAUCUAUCAAGAGUAUUCGGUGGAGGUUUUUGACGACAGCUACAACGACACUAACAUUACAACCGUCUUCACUCACAUGGACAUCGACUCCACUCCGAGCUACGUGUACAGUUCGGUGUUGUCCCUGGCGUGCGUGUCAGUGUUCCUCCGCGGCGGGUUCCUAGUGAAGGCUGUGCUCACGUCGCUCACACUGCUCGCUCACCUCACCGUAUACAACUACGCGAUGCUGUUCACGCUCUACCAGACACACACUGAAUUCCCUUCCCUGCCGUACUCCGCUAAGGCUGGCCUGGUGUUAGUGUUCCUAGCUGCUCUACUUCACAUACUGGACAGACAGAUAGAGUUCACAUCCAGGACGGACUUCCUGUGGAAAGACAAAUUGAAGCUUGAACAGGAGGAAGUGGAAACUAUGAGAGGAAUCAAUAAGAUUCUUCUCGAGAACAUUCUACCAGCUCAUGUAGCUCAACAUUUUCUUACAUCAGUCGCAUCCAAGGACGAGCUCUACCACGAGCGUUACUCAAGUAUAGCGGUGAUGUUCGCCUCCAUACCUAACUACAAGGAGUUCUACGACGAGACUGACGUCAACAAACAAGGCUUGGAGUGUCUGAGGCUGCUCAAUGAGAUCAUAUGUGACUUUGAUAAGUUGCUGUUGAAGCCGAAGUUCAGUUGCAUUGAAAAAAUCAAAACAAUCGGCAGCACCUACAUGAUAGCGUCCGGACUACGGCCGGGGAAAGAAGAACAGAUUGAUGGGAACAGUAAAGAAGAGCACACUGUCGCUAUAUUGAUAGAGUUUGCGGUCGCCCUCAUGUCGAUACUAGACCAGAUUAACAGAGAGUCCUUCCAGAGGUUCAAGUUGAGGAUAGGCGUGUCUCACGGGCCGGUCAUAGCUGGCGUGGUGGGUGCGCAGAAGCCUCAGUACGACAUCUGGGGCAACACCGUGAAUGUAGCCUCCCGUAUGGACUCCACGGGCCUCAUGGGACGGAUACACGUCACUGAAGACACCGCCAGGGUGUUAAUGAACGCGGGGUACACCUGUGAGUGUCGAGGUCCUACGUUUGUUAAAGGUAAAGGAACUUUGAUUACAUAUUUCGUGAAAACACCGAACGUGGGAGGCGGACUAUGA
Molecule: messenger RNA, 2757 nt
Organism: Danaus chrysippus (African queen)
Lineage: Eukaryota; Metazoa; Arthropoda; Insecta; Lepidoptera; Nymphalidae
Source: the annotation of a GenBank genome assembly